UUUCGCGAAAGGAAAAAAAAACGCGUUUUUUCGCGCAAAAGAAAAUUUCAAAAAAAAAUUGGUCGAAAAGCUAAGAAAGACCGGGGGAAACCAAAACGUCGAAAAAACCCGUUUAAAAAGCCGAAAACACGUGCGGAAAAAUAAAAAAACAAAAUCCGAAGGGAGCGUCCAGAGUGCGACACGUGGUAAAUGGCUGAGAGCGCGCUAAGUGGCGCUGAUCGUUGCCAGGCUCUCAAAGAAGCGCUCGUUAACUAGUUGCUUCCAAGAACAGUUCUGUGCUCCUUGUAAAAAAACAGUUCUGUGCUCAAGGGUUUCGCCGCGAGUAGCGGCGGCCACGAGCCCAGGCGACGAGGAGCGGCGGGGAAGAGGAGGCGGACACACGGCGUACGGCGGAUGUUCCGGUGCCUCAGGAGCGUCCGGCAGCGCCUCGGCACCGAUCGCCACCACCCGCAGGACAAUCGCUGUCAUCUCCUCUCACCGAUCGCCAACUGGAUCGUCCGGCACCAUUCAGCAAGCCAUGAACAGACCAGCGGAGAACAUCAGUGUGGGCUCUUGUGUCUUCCAAUUCAAAGUAGACUAUGAACGAAGCAAGCAGAUUCCCGUUGGCAUGGCCUUCUAUUCCGACAUCGUCUCCGCCGGGGGACACCUGUGGAGGGUUAAGUUCUUCCCGCGUGGGGAGUUAGAGGCCGACCAGGAGUAUGUUUCGAUCUUCCUGGAGCACAUGAGCAAGUCUAGAAGUGUGGAGGUCAUGUUUGAGGUCUUUAUGAUGGGCAGGGACAGCAAGCCAUGUAUGGCGCACAGACGAAGGUUCGUUCAAACCUUGGAAAUCAUGGAAGAUAAAGACAGCAGCGACUGCUGGGGAUGGGGUCAGUUCAUCCAGGGAACUAUUUUGGAGAAAGGUUACUUAACAGAGGGGCAUGUCACAUUUGUAUUUUCCAUCAUGAUCAUCGAUGACAACUGUGUUCUUGUCCCUCCUUCAGACAUCGGGACCCAUCUUGGCCGCCUGCUAGAUCACGCUGAUGGGACAGAUGUGUCAUUCAUCGUUGACCAUGAGACAUUCCAUGCUCACCGAGCAGUGCUUGCUGCCCGCUCACCAGUCUUUAGAGCAGAGCCCAUGUCUGAAGCUACAAUGCCAUCCAUCACGCUGCACGACAUCACACCUGCAACAUUCAAAGUUAUGCUCCGGUUCAUAUACACAGAUGAAUUGCCCCUAGAAGACGAGCUUGAGGACUCUUCCACCGAGAUGUUCCAGAACCUGCUUGCUGGGGCCGAUCGGUAUUCACUGGACAGACUGAAGAUUGUUUGCGCCCAGAAGUUAUGGGAUAAAGUGUCGGUAGAUACAGUUGCAACUAUCUUAGCUUGGGCUGAAAUCUACAAUUGCCAGGAGUUGAAGAACAGGUGCAUUGACUUCUUUGUGGUGGAGUAAAAUUUCAAGAAGGCCAUCUUCACCGAUGGUUAUGCGUUGCUGGUUCUGAAAUUCCCAGAGAUCAUUGCUGAGAUGAAAAAGAGGGUUUAGGAGAUGAUACAGUGAGAUAUAUCUCCAUGUAUAUAGUUCAGGUGUUCAAGCGAUAGUACUAGAUGUGUUUGGGAACGUGGUGAGUGGUAUGUGGCAUCUUAUCAAGCGUACUGGGGCGUAUUGAAUAUGUUUCAUGAGGUGGGAGCCUGAUAUUGCUGAAUCUUCUUGUUAGCAGUAUUGGGCAUAGUUGCUACUGAGUACUAAUGGCGGAGUGGUGGAUGUUCAUCAGAUAUCAGAUACUCGUGCUGAAUGAGCAGCUUUUCCGUUUGUGUU
Triticum aestivum (bread wheat) is the source of this 1789-nucleotide messenger RNA. Its product is annotated as BTB/POZ and MATH domain-containing protein 1-like. Gene Ontology annotation, biological process: protein ubiquitination. Gene Ontology annotation, molecular function: protein binding. Lineage: Eukaryota; Viridiplantae; Streptophyta; Magnoliopsida; Poales; Poaceae. The record is from RefSeq and is a predicted model, not a curated record. Bases 518 to 1426 code for a protein of 302 amino acids. The transcript has 2 exons.